Messenger RNA from Cricetulus griseus (Chinese hamster), 8875 nucleotides. The record is from RefSeq and is a predicted model, not a curated record. NCBI's taxonomy places the organism in Eukaryota, Metazoa, Chordata, Mammalia, Rodentia, Cricetidae.
AGGUGCUGGACCAGGUCCUAGGUGGAUCGAUCCCUGCUGGUCCGCAAUGUGGGGUGCUGCAGGGUUUUCUGGCGUGGCCCCCAGAAACUAUCACCAGCGCCUUCAGCCUCGGUGCACAGGCAGAGCCACCUGAAGGCCAGCACUGAGGCAGCACUGUUCCAGGGGCUUGACAUCAGUAUCGAUGUUUAAGUUUUAGCUCUUGCUUACAAAGACCACAAGAAUUCCGGCUCUGAAGCCCAGCAGCCCCACAGAGCCCUAGAAGCCCCAGCCUGCCUCCUACUGCCCAGCUGCCAGCAAUGCCCUCCAGCGGUCCCGGGGACACCAGCAGCUCCACUUUGGAGCGGGAGGAUGAUCGAAAGGAAGGAGAGGAACAGGAGGAGAGUCGUGGCAAGGAAGAGCGCCAGGAACCCAGCACCACGGCCCGGAAGGUGGGGAGGCCUGGCCGGAAGCGCAAACACCCACCGGUGGAAAGUAGUGACACACCCAAGGACUCUGCCGUGACUAGCAAGUCUCAGCCCAUGGCCCAGGACUCUGGCUCCUCAGAUCUGUUACCCAAUGGAGACUUGGAAAAGCGGAGUGAACCCCAACCUGAGGAGGGGAGCCCAGCUGCAGGGCAGAAGGGUGGGGCCCCUGCUGAAGGAGAGGGAACUGAGACCCCACCAGAAUCUUCCCGAGCCGUGGAAAAUGGCUGCUGCACAACCAAGGAGGGCCGGGGAGCCUCUGCCGAAGAGGGCAAAGAACAGAAGCAGACCAACAUUGAAUCCAUGAAAAUGGAGGGCUCCCGGGGCAGACUGCGGGGUGGCUUGGGCUGGGAGUCCAGUCUCCGUCAGCGGCCAAUGCCAAGACUCACCUUCCAGGCAGGGGACCCCUACUACAUCAGCAAACGGAAACGGGACGAGUGGCUGGCACGUUGGAAAAGGGAGGCUGAGAAGAAAGCCAAGGUAAUUGCAGUAAUGAAUGCUGUGGAGGAAAACCAGGCCUCUGGAGAGCCUCAGAAGGUAGAGGAGGCCAGCCCUCCUGCUGUGCAGCAGCCCACCGACCCUGCAUCCCCUACUGUGGCCACCACUCCUGAGCCAGUGGGGGCUGAUGCUGGGGACAAGAAUGCCACCAAAGCAGCUGAUGAUGAGCCUGAGUAUGAGGAUGGCCGGGGCUUUGGCAUCGGAGAGUUGGUGUGGGGGAAACUUCGAGGCUUCUCCUGGUGGCCAGGCCGAAUUGUGUCUUGGUGGAUGACAGGCCGGAGCCGAGCCGCGGAAGGCACUCGCUGGGUCAUGUGGUUUGGAGAUGGCAAGUUCUCAGUGGUGUGUGUCGAGAAACUCAUGCCACUGAGCUCCUUCUGCAGUGCGUUCCACCAGGCCACCUACAAUAAGCAGCCCAUGUACCGCAAAGCUAUCUACGAAGUUCUCCAGGUGGCCAGCAGCCGUGCUGGGAAGCUGUUUCCAGCUUGCCAUGACAGUGACGAAAGUGACACUGGCAAGGCUGUGGAGGUGCAGAACAAGCAGAUGAUUGAAUGGGCCCUUGGAGGGUUCCAGCCCUCUGGUCCCAAGGGCCUGGAGCCACCAGAAGAGGAGAAGAAUCCAUACAAGGAAGUUUACACAGACAUGUGGGUUGAGCCCGAGGCAGCUGCAUAUGCUCCACCCCCACCAGCCAAGAAACCCAGAAAGAGCACAACAGAAAAGCCUAAGGUCAAGGAGAUCAUUGAUGAACGCACAAGAGAGCGGCUGGUGUAUGAGGUGCGUCAGAAGUGCCGGAACAUCGAGGACAUUUGUAUCUCAUGUGGAAGCCUCAAUGUCACCCUGGAGCACCCACUCUUCAUUGGUGGAAUGUGCCAGAACUGUAAGAACUGCUUCUUGGAGUGCGCGUACCAGUACGACGAUGACGGGUACCAGUCCUACUGCACCAUCUGCUGUGGGGGGCGUGAGGUGCUCAUGUGUGGCAACAACAACUGUUGCAGGUGCUUUUGUGUCGAGUGUGUGGAUCUCUUGGUGGGGCCAGGAGCUGCCCAAGCGGCCAUUAAGGAAGACCCCUGGAACUGCUACAUGUGUGGCCACAAGGGCACCUAUGGGCUGCUGCGGAGACGGGAAGACUGGCCUUCCAGGCUCCAGAUGUUCUUUGCCAAUAACCAUGACCAGGAAUUUGACCCCCCGAAGGUUUACCCACCUGUUCCAGCUGAGAAGAGGAAGCCCAUCCGGGUGCUGUCUCUCUUUGAUGGAAUUGCUACAGGGCUCCUGGUGCUGAAGGACCUGGGCAUCCAAGUGGACCGCUACAUUGCCUCAGAGGUGUGUGAGGACUCCAUCACGGUGGGCAUGGUGCGGCACCAGGGAAAGAUCAUGUACGUCGGGGACGUCCGCAGCGUCACACAGAAGCAUAUCCAGGAGUGGGGCCCAUUCGAUCUGGUGAUUGGGGGCAGUCCCUGCAAUGACCUCUCCAUCGUCAACCCUGCCCGAAAGGGACUUUACGAGGGUACUGGCCGGCUCUUCUUUGAGUUCUACCGCCUCCUGCAUGAUGCUCGACCUAAGGAGGGAGAUGACCGCCCCUUCUUCUGGCUCUUUGAGAAUGUGGUGGCCAUGGGCGUUAGUGACAAGAGGGACAUCUCACGAUUUCUUGAGUCCAACCCCGUGAUGAUUGACGCCAAAGAAGUGUCUGCUGCACACAGGGCCCGUUACUUCUGGGGUAACCUUCCUGGCAUGAACAGGCCAUUGGCAUCCACUGUGAAUGAUAAGCUGGAGCUGCAAGAGUGUCUGGAACAUGGCAGAAUAGCCAAGUUCAGCAAAGUAAGGACCAUCACCACCAGGUCAAAUUCCAUAAAGCAAGGCAAAGACCAGCAUUUCCCCGUCUUCAUGAACGAGAAGGAGGACAUCCUCUGGUGCACUGAAAUGGAAAGGGUGUUUGGCUUCCCUGUCCACUACACAGACGUCUCAAACAUGAGCCGCUUGGCGAGGCAGAGACUGCUGGGCCGAUCGUGGAGCGUGCCAGUCAUCCGCCACCUCUUCGCUCCGCUGAAGGAAUAUUUUGCUUGUGUGUAAGGGACAUGGGGGCAAACUGAAGUAAUGAUGAUAACAAAGUUAAACAAACAAACAAAACACAAAACAUAAUAAAACACCAAGAACGAGAGGACGGAGAGAAGUAUCAGCACCCAGAAGAGAAAAGGAAUUUAAAACAAACCACAGAGGAGGAAAUGCCGGAGGGCGUGGCCUUGCAAAAGGGUUGGACAUCAUCUCCUGAGUUUUCAAUGUUAAUCUUCAGUCCUAUUUAAAAAGCAAAAUAGGCCCCUCCCCUUCUUCCCCUCCUCUUCCUAGGAGGUGAACCUUUUGUUUUCUACUCUUUUUCAGAGGGGUUUUCUGUUUGUUUGGGUUUUUGUUUCUUGCUGUGACUGACAAACAAGAGGGUUAUAGCAGCAAAAUCAGUAACAACAGAAAGUAGUAAUACCUUGGACAGGAAAGGGAGAGAGGGAAAAUUCUAUAAAAAUUUAUAUAUUUUUUUUUGUUUUUUAUUCUAUAUUUCUCUUUGGUUGUCUCUAGCCUGAUCAGAUAGGAGCACAAACAAGAACAGAGUAGAGACCCUCGGGAGGCAGAGCCCCUCCCAGCCCUGAGCAGUCUCAACAGCACCAUUCCUGGUCAUGCAAAACAGAACCCAACUAGCAGCAGGGCGCUGAGAACACCACACCAGACCGACCUUUUCUACAGUAUUUCAGGUGCCUACCAUAUAGGAAACCUUGAAGAAAACCAGUUUCUAGAAGCCGCUGUUACCUCUUGUUUACAGUUUAUAUAUAUAUGAUAGCUAUGAGAUAUAUAUAUAAAGGUACUGUUAACUACUGUACAACCCGACUUCAUAAUGGUGCUUCCAACAGCGAGAUGAGUAAAAACAUCAGCUUCCGCCUGGCCUUCUGUGCAAAGGGUUUCCGCCAGGCCUGGGGGAGGGAGGCAGCUCGAGGGCUCACCAUCUGAGGGAGAGGGGCCAGUUUCCCUCUUGGUUUUUAACAAACCCAAGGAGGAACCAUAUCCCCCGCCCCAUGCCCAGCUUCUCCCUGUCCAAAAGGGGGUCAAGCUGAGGCGUUCGGACCUGGGGAAGCUGAGUGUGGACUUUAUCCAGACUCGUGCAAUAAUUACCUUUGAAUAUAAUCUAAAAUGACUGCCUUGGUGAGAUGGCAUGAGAAAACUUUCCCCUGAUUUUGAAUUUGUCAGCCACAUUGAAGGCUCCUCGUGGGAUCAGAAAGAAUCCAGAGUGAGGGAAAGUGAUCUGCCAUUAACCCCACCUAGAGCAAAUAAAAAAACAUACAAAAUGUACUGGUGCUUUCUGUCUAAGUUGCCUUUUGUGUGUUCUUUUAUGAGGCCCCCCCAUCAUCCCCUCUGCACAAGGCAGCUCUGGUCCUGGAAUGUGAUGUUUUUGGUCAUCUCUACAGACUGCAGUUUCAUACUUGGAAGGCUGAUGACACCUUUAUUAUAAUUAUUCUUACGGUUCUGGUUAUAAUUGUUUGUUUUGAGAUUUUCUUUGAGAAAACAAAAACCCAACACCCUUCCCUUUAGGUUUCAAACCAAGGUGCAGGGGGGUGGGGGUGGCCGGUGCUUUUAAGGAUCAGUGGCUCUGGUGCCCUGGCUCCCACCCCUCGGGCCAGGUGGGCCACUGGGCAGUACAGCAACACGCUAGGCGGCCAGGGAGUUCUGAGGCCCACCCUCCGGGCCAGUUGCUCUUCUCUCUUCUUCUUCCCCUCCUCGUGAGUCCGGUGUGUCAGGGCCGGAGGGAGGCCAGGGCAGCCUCUCUCCUCGUGUGUGUGGUUGGAAUGGCGUGUGUUUCUUUUCUAGUGUUUGGUCUGCUAGCUGCGCUCUCACCUUGAGUCAGUGUCACCUGGGGCCUGUGUGCUCGCACUUUGUUCCAUUUCCUACCCAGGGUAGGUAGCCUGGUGUUGGCAGUGGGAAGGGAAGGUGGUGUUGGCCCCAGGGUGAGCGCCCAAUGGGCAGAGCUUGCCUGGAUGGAUGGAGUGUAGAUAUGUGGCAUAUAGAGAUAUAUAUUUUAUAAUGGGAGGGGGGACGGCACCUCCUGGGACCAGCAGGGGCUGGGAGGUGUGCUGUCAAGCACAUGGUCCCAAGACCGCAUCCCUAGAAAGAUGGGGCCUAUGAUAGGCCCUAUAUAAAUACAUAGAUAGGGUCAUGUAUAAGAAGUAUACACAGUGGGGGUUGGAGGGAAUGGGCUCUGUGUUGAGCCUGGGUCCCUCCCACAGACAGCCCCACACCAGUCAGUCAGUCUAACACAUGCACAGGAACCUGUUUCUGUCUGGAUGCACACCAGGGAGCUCCCGGCACACUUCUCCCUAGGAUCAGGACACUGGAGUUGGCCCGUUCAGCUCUUACACCUCUGUUGCCCUGAUGACAGGUAGACUCGAUCCCGAAGUUGCUAGGUGCUGAAGUCAGGAAGAGGAGGUUUGAUCCAAGCAGGUGCUUCCUCUAGCAGGUCUGUGUUCUAUCCCUUUUGCUCCUGGUGAUGUCAAAGAUUCCUUCUGUUAGCCUGUGGUUACUGACCUGCAACUCUAGGCACCAGUCAAGUCAGCCUUUAACUCCCCCUACCUAUUCUCCCCAACCAAAAUAAAAUUGAAAUCUGUCUUGGCCACUGGGCUUCCAUUGGGAAAAGAAAAAAAAAAAUUAAAAUGGGACUGGGAACUUCACCUUUGGAGUAAAGUAAAUUAGUAAUUAGUGAUAAAACCAAACAAAGGCUUUGGCUUCCUUGCUCACUGCUCAGGAGUAAGCCCAGCCGGUGGCUCGUUACACCUCUUGGGCUGUGUAGUCCUGCCCACCUCUGCUCAUUUUCUCUGGAUAGAUUUUUAAGAUUCCUGCUAGUUCUCCCUGCUGUGGCUGUGGGGCUGGAGCAUCCGAGAUGGGGAUGCUUGCCCCCUUGGAGUCCCUGUGUUAAAUGUGAUGUCCUUCCUUGCUCCAGCAGGGCUCCAUUCUGACCUGGAGUCCACCAGCACCGUGCAGGAGGACUGGGGGGGAGGAGGGCUGCCUUAGGCAGUCCAGGGUGCUCCCUCCCCCUCUAGCCAAUGCCAAGGUCUUCCCAGCUCUUACUAUCAGGACUGUCUUCAAGGGCCUUUGCCUUCCACUGAUGCCUACUGCUCAUGUGAAGAAGAUAGCCUUUCCCAGUAGCCCAGCAACACCUUAGCUGGGCCUGGUGCUCCCCAGUCCCUGAGCUUAGUGUGAGGGCUAAGGAAGGAUGUGGCAUUCCCAAAGAACAGAGUAGAGGCUUCCAGGUUGACUGAUACUGGCCUGACAAGUUCCCUAGAAUGGAUUCCUCAUGGGGCAUCUGGUGAUUUUCACCAGCUUUCCUUCCAGCCCCGUGUGUGGGCUUGCUCUUACUCUAGUAUGUAGGCACCAGUCACGUCAGCCAUCGACCACCCCCUUCUCUCUUUUUAGGGUCUUUGGGAAUGUGCCAGCUUGGCAAAACUGUGAUUCCCUUCCUCCACCUCUAUCUUAAGUGGGGUUUCUGGAGUUAACCUCCAAAGGAGAGCUGCUAGGAUGCUGGGGUAGUUGAGGUGGGGUUGUGGGAAGUUUGUCUAGUGCACCCCACACUGUAGAAGGUGCUGAGGCUAGAGUCAGGUCCUGGGAGGAUCCCCAAAGGGGGUUCCUUGUGGGGUUUCCUUUCCAAAGAAAAGGCUUGUUUCCCCUGGAAACUAAGGUGCUAGGGACUGAGUGACAGCCUCCCUUCUGCAGGUGCCAUGUGAAGCCUCGUGCCAAAGAUCUGUGGCCCUUGCCCAGGGGAGGUAGCCGGUGCUAGCGCCAGGGUCACGAAACCAAGGCCUCCUGGGGAGGCACACAUGCCAGCGGGGUCCCAAGCUGGUGCUAAUUCCUCCCCGUAGGACCCAGUAAGCCUGGGAGCCUGCAGUAGGCUGUUUCUCUGCUGUCAGAUGCCCUGUAAGAAAGCAAAAAUCCCCAAAAGAGCCUCCUGGACCUCUUCACUUUGGCAGCAGGUAGAGAGAUUGCAAGUAAAGAUCCCUGUGGCUUUUGGUAAAUGGCGUGUGGAUUCAUGUAGCAAGGCAGGCCAAUGCUGAAAGGGAGUACCAGCCCCGACAGCGUCUCUGCUCCAGGGAUGCUCUGUUGUGGUCGCCACGUGCUGUGUCCAGGGUAAAGCAUCUGGUUUAGGAGUUGGGGGGAGUUAAGCCGAGCCACUUUGAAAGAAUGUGCGUACAGGAAAACUGCAGAUUGUUGGUUUCUAUAUUUCUUACUACACCGUAUGUCCAGAGAGUAGAAGUGAAUCCCCAGCCCUGUUCAGAUGCAUGCAAAGCUUUUUAUGGCACUACAGGGUCUUCAGGAACUGUCACUGUAGGAGCCCUGGCUAUGGCCCAGGGCCACGUGACCAGCCCAGCUGAGUUUCCAAGCAGGCCCGUGUUUAGGUCUGAGUCUAGCACUUGACUGCUCGAAAUGCUUGUGAUGAGGUGGUGGCACUGGGUUGUCCCACUUGGCAAGGAACAGCUGAAGCCUCUCACCCACCCUGCUAUGAUGGCAAAGGUGUUGCUGAGUGAUGAGGUUGAGUUAAGAUGACCCUUUUGACCCUCUCCCAUCCAGUGUCACACAAAGGAACAAGCAGUGCUGGGUUGGGGACCCUAAGGAAAGGGCUGCUGAGGGUCAUUGUGAGCUCGUGCAUGUUUGUGGUAAGAAAGCUGAGGUCUUUGGGAAAUAAGGUUCUUGUAUGAAGGGUUCCAAGACCCAGUGUUGGGGGGGGGGGGGUGUUUGCUUGGAGACAAGUCUCCAGCCCCAGGCACUGGAGUUUUAUCAUUGAGAUCAAGAAGCGGGCCCAGAGGGAGAAACGUGGAAGGCCCUUAGCUGCUGGGGACUUGGCAGCUUCUCUAGGGGACCCCAGAAACUGCAGGAACUGGCUCCCCUUUUGGAAUGAGCUCUAUUUGUGGGCCCAUAGAGUGUUCCUCCUAAACCUUGCCCGGCACCUGAGCCUGAGGACAUGAGCAGUGGCUAAAGUCUCACCUAGUCCCAUUUUACAGACUAAUUUGAUUGCCCAGCCCUAGAAUUCUAUAGAAACAACAACAACAAAAGCUGAAAUUCCUUAGAAUAUGCAGAGGGGAGGAGGUGACUCAACAAGGUGCUAAACACAUUUUAUUAAAAAUAUAUAUUGUUAAAUUAAGUCUGCUGUCUGGACAAUGAUGUUUUGUUUUGUUUUCUUGUAGUGGAGUUUAAAAGAGACUAUUAUUUUACUCUGAUAUAUUAUUAUUAAAAAGGCAUUUUAACUUUGUACUUGAAAACUAAGUGAGCGAUUUCACGUGUUUUAGCUGAGGCAUCGAAGUAGCGGGUGCUUUCUCGUGGGAAGUCAUGUAUUCAUACUGCAAAGUAAACUCCGUAGCUGAUUUGGUAAUAACGUUUACUGUUACAGGCGAUUUCACUUUGACCCCGGUGGCUUUUACUCCACAUUCCACGCAGCUAAAUGCAGGACCUUCCAGAUUCUUCCUCCCUUGGCCCUCUUUCUUUUUGGUUCCUCUUCCUCUCUUUGCCUAUUUUUUUUUUUUUAUUGUCGUUUGUUUUUUCCUGGUCCCAGCAUCCUUCUACACUGUAUUUUUGUUAGGGUUGCUUCCUCUAUUUAUUGACAAUAAUAAUGUACAUUUCACAGUCUGGUUCUGGGACAGCCAGGAAGGGUGUGGGGGCUUCACGAAGCCUGCAGUACCAUCCGGCGUCCCGUUGUAUCUCUGUGUACGUGAUGCUUGUGACAUAGCUGUUGAUGAAAUAAUUAAAAAGGUCAAUACGUACAGCAGAUGUAGAAAGUCUGUCAGUUCCGCUUUCAUCACAUUUUUUUUUGUGCCCAGAAGAAUAUAAUAAAGCUCCUUUCUGAUGUACUUGUGCUGGAGAACACUUGAAUAAAUGGACUGUUUUGUGCAAAAAGAAAAAUG